This is a messenger RNA of Knipowitschia caucasica, 990 nucleotides long. The record is from the annotation of a GenBank genome assembly. NCBI's taxonomy places the organism in Eukaryota, Metazoa, Chordata, Actinopteri, Gobiiformes, Gobiidae.
AUGUGGGAGGGUGUUUUUCCCCCGCCUGAUGACGAUCCGGUGCCGAGGCUGGAUUCAUAUGCGCUUGAUGGUGCGCUGUUCUGCUCUGAGUGUCAGGUGAAAUUUGACUCUGAAAUGAUUCCCAAGUCAGGAAAAUCUUCAGCAGAAUCCAGGAAAGCUGUGAGCAUCCAUGAAUUUGCAGCACUGGCCAGAUCUUCCUUGAAUGGCAUCUCUCAGGCUGUGAGGGACCAUGUCACUAAGCCCACCUCACUGGCACAGGGACGCGUUGCUCACCUCAUAGAGUGGAAAGGUUGGCCCAAGCCGUCCGGUCCCGAGCUGGCCUCUCAGACACACUUCAGCUCCUACUGCCACCUGAGUGAGGGAGAAAAGGAGGCCCGCUUUGCUGCAGGUGUGGCUGAACAGUUUGCGAUUGCAGAGGCCAAGCUCCGAGCCUGGGCUUCCAUUGAUGAUGAUGAGGAUGAGGAAGAUUCAAACGAUGACUGUGUCCAGAACGUCCAAAGCUCAGACGCCACCAGCCGCCCCCCUGCUCCUCAUGACGCACACUCAGAGGAGAGCCAGUCCUCUACCACGCUCCCAGGAUCGAGCAGCGGUAGCGAAGGUAGCGCCCAGUGUGACCCACAUCUGGCCCAGACCGAUUCACCGACUUUGCCCAACGACAGCCUGAGCCCAUUCAUGCACGAGGAGGAAGAGGAGGAGGAAGAGAAACCAGCUCUGUUACAGGACCACACCCGGAGAGAAGUGUGCGUCCACCAAAAGCCCGAGUGGAGGCCCCGAGCUCGCAGCAGCCGCUUCGACUCCUGCUACUCCACGUCCCACUCUGAGUCGCCCGGAGAGGAGGAAGAAGAUGACGACGAGGGAAGCGUGUUCCAGGAGUUCAGAGUGUGGCACUGCAGCCCGCGGGGUAACUUCUCCGACCGCCUGUCCUCUGGAGUGGCCUCGUUUGAUGAAGAGGAGGAGGAGAGAAAAGACGAGAAAGAAUAUUUGAUGUGA